Xylona heveae TC161 is the source of this 3687-nucleotide messenger RNA. Its product is annotated as ras GEF. Lineage: Eukaryota; Fungi; Ascomycota; Xylonomycetes; Xylonales; Xylonaceae. The record is from RefSeq and is a predicted model, not a curated record. Gene Ontology annotation, cellular component: plasma membrane. Gene Ontology annotation, molecular function: GTP binding; guanyl-nucleotide exchange factor activity; GTPase activity. Gene Ontology annotation, biological process: positive regulation of GTPase activity; Ras protein signal transduction. The transcript is spliced from 6 exons. The coding region runs from base 369 to 3359 and encodes 996 amino acids.
UGAGGGCGUUGUUGACGGAUUGUGACAGGCUUCGGGAACGAGCAUCCUAUCGAUCCGAUUGACCAAUUCCCGCCUCUGGUGACACACCGCGGCGGCGGAGGAGGCGGCGGCACCGAACGGAUUGGGGGAAAGCAAUAUCGAUACAGAGGUGUGAAGUGAAGAAUCAGAGGAACUUGUCGUUAAUAAGACAAGGAAAGCGCUGGCUCUGGAGACGGGUGACAGCGAAUAUAUUCGAUCUUGUAAGGACGAAGCGGGGGAAAGGGCAACAAAGAAAGAAAGAAAAUUAGAGAGAAGACUCCGGGUGCAGGGCGGGAAGGAGAGAAGGUGCAUGUCCUUUGCAAUACUAUACGUACAUACCGUACUGUACAAUGUCUCCUCCAUUGGCGCCAGCAAGAGGCGCCAGGUCCAUGUCGACCUCUGCGUCCAUCCAACCAGGUCGUUCCCGAGAACAGCAAGAACGUCUCUAUCAACAACCCCCUGAAGGCCCAACGGCUUCUUUCUCUUCUUCUACUUCCUCCCCGCAGUUGCCCGAACUGCCUGAGUUUUCCGACUCAAUUGACCCCCUGGCGAGCUCUCCUCGCCCAUUGGCUCGCCCCGGAUUGGCUGAUCGUACACGGUCGGCACCAGCAGUCCAUCAACUGAGCUCGCCAUCUCUUCAUACUGCGUCUGCCGCACCGACUGGCACCGCUCACGGUCAUAGCUCCAGUAAUUCCGCAACAUUUGUACGCGAUGCUCCAGUCUCGCGGGGUUCUCACUCUUCACACCCUGCGGGGUUGGCCUCAAUACUGAAUACACCAAUACUAUCAAUCACAUCUGACGACAAUAAGAUUGUUGAAGAGAGCGUGGGCGCCGAGGAGAACAAAGCCGAUGUCAUAGUUUCCGGCGUUGAUGCUCAAACUAUUGAUGAUAAUCCAAGAGACGACAUCAAGGACGGUUUUGCCUCCGACAUGCGCGAGGUUCGGAUUGCCGUGGUAGGUGAAAGCGGGGUUGGCAAGACGACGUUUGUUCAGCGAGCGCUCGCCCUCAGUCAGCCUCCUCGCUCAACCAUUACAAGCAGACGCCUGUCGCUAAAUAAGGUUACGCACCAAGUGCGAUGUCUGGAAAUACGCUUGAACGACGUUGAAAUCAGAAAUGAUCAUUCUAUCAAAUGGCCAUUUGAGAUUGAGGGCCAAGUAUUUCCACGAGUUGAUGGUGCUCUGCUGUUGUACGACGUAACAAAUGGUCAAAGUGUCGCGGCAUUGCCUAAUCUUCUGAACGCCCUUACGAAAGCAUCAGUGCCAUGUAUCCUUGUCGCCUGCAAAUGUGAUAGUCCUCUUGACUCUGUGGAGGUCAAUCCUACGGUGCUAGAAAAAGCCGCUUCAUCUCUAGGCAAUGUCGAGUCCCAGCAAACGUCCGCUGGCGCUCCAGAGAGCCAAAGACGCUGCGUUGGUCUAAUUCUGAAAAAGAUCCUUGCUCAUACCAACGACCACUACAAUCCUCCUACACGGCCUUCAAGCAAAAGCACGGCAAUGGAUUCGCUCAACGAUGGUCGAUCCUCUUGUGCAGAUGUUCCAGGCACGACUCCCGAACCUGAUGGCCGUACGGGGUCUAAUCUCUCAUUGAGUCAGACCAUUGCAAGUCGCGAUGGCAGCGGUGUCGAGAAUCCCGGAAGAGUUCGGUCAGCUUCGGAAAGCUCGCAUUUACGAGCACCAAUGCACGGGAGACCCAAGCAUGGGUCAUCGAAUUCAGUAGAUAGUACAGCACGGACCCAUCUCAGCAUGGCUGAGGAGACCGAUGACAAUGAUCCGGGCCCCGGGAGCGCCCCAUCAGUAUACCAAGAAACGUCGACACCAGGUGCUUCUGAUGUUGGCUUCUCUUUCGAAGAACUCGUGGAUAGAUUACUAUCUCAACCCAUGUCAAAAGCAGACGCCAAAUUUGCGGCAGUCUUUCUCUGCCUAUAUCGUAAGUUCGCAACACCAGGUGAACUCCUCGAAUCAGUUAUUCAACAUUUCGACGCGUUGAACACUUCGGGGAUUCCACGCAUGCUUCGCAUGGCGUCACAAUUAAGAUACGUCAACGUCAUGGCACAAUGGAUCGAAGGCUAUCCAGGGGAUUUCGCCCACCCGCGAACCCAGCGCCGUAUGAACUUGUUCAUCUCGAGGUUGGCCGGGAGCAGAGUCUUCGCAGUAGCUGCCAAAGAAAUGGUGGCGCACCUGGAAACUGUAAUCGAAGACGAUGACACCGACUGGGCAUGCUCCGACAGCCUGCGGGAACGAGCGAACACGGAAGAGAGCCUCGCCCCCAGCAAAGCACCGUCUGUACGAAGUUCUUCCACUACGUUGAAUGCCCCAUAUGCAGUUGGCGAUGAGCUAUGUCGUUGCUUUACCGGAGCAACUUUAGAGGGCGGAAAGUCAGUCCGUGCUUCCAGCAGCUCUUCUGUUCGUUCUGGCUCGUCUCGACUAGCCCCUUCUGGUGUGUUUUCUGAUAGUCAGUCCCUGUCGGCGUCAAGUCCGAUCGGCGUUGCAAGACGUCAGGCAGCUCUUUUGAGCCCAAUCCCCAAAAUACCUCUGAGCAAAGUUCAGUGGCACCAGUUUAUGGAUACGCCGGAAAUAGAAAUAGCAAGAGAAAUAACGCGCAUCGACUACAUCAUGUUCUCGGCGAUUCGCCCCAGAGACCUUGUGCGACACGUCAGCAUGUCGGCUGAGCAAAAGGAAAAGUGUAGAGGUCUUGAAAAUGUCAAUAGGAUGAUUGCUCAGUUCAACCAUUUGGCCGGGUGGGUGGCGAGCAUGAUCUUGUUGCGCGAUAAACCAAAGCACCGCGCGAAAGCAAUGGAGAGAAUGAUGGAUCUUGCUUGGAAACUUCGUCAAUUGAACAACUAUAAUGGAUUGGGGGCGGUGAUUGCGGGACUCAAUGGAAUGGCUGUGUAUAGACUUGCUCAGACACGCGAGCUGGUUUCGCCGCAAGCGCAGAAAAAUUUUAUGCGCUUGGAAAUCCUAAUGGGCACGCAGAAAAGCCAUUUUGCUUAUCGUCUUGCAUGGGAGAACACGUCUUCAGAGCGUAUUCCUUUCCUCCCGCUUCAUCGUCGAGACCUUGUCUCUGCAGAGGAGGGAAAUCGAACCUUCAUCGGCGAACGAAAAGACCGCAUCAACUGGAAAAAAUUUGAGAUUAUGGGAGAGGUCAUUAUUUGCGUCCAGAAGAGUCAGAGCGCUCCAUACACCCGUCUCGUUCGGAAUGAAGAAGUUCAGCGUCUCGUGCAAGAGGCGAAAUUCCCCAAGGAUGACAAUGCCUUAUAUGAAAGAAGUGUCCACGUGGAGCCAUCAAAUAAUUCUGGCUCAAGCCUGGCUGAUAAGAAAAUUUUCAGCUGGCUUCACCAGCGCUAAGCGGCAUCGCCCUUGCCGGCAUUCGACAUUAUCGUAUCCUCCUCAUCGCCAUCUUCAAGUCCGGUUGGCUUUAUACCUCUUCAUUUUUCACCUCUUGAUGCUUUUCUGUUCCCAGCGUAAUCAUUAUAUGGCGUAUUGAUAUGGAUGACAUGAUGAAGCGGCAUCUUUCUCUUUUCACUUUUUCUUGGUUUCAUCUUGAUGGUCUUUUUUUUUUUUUUUUUUUUUUAUCUUUUGGUUUGGCUUUUCUAAUAUUUCAUAUCAUUAUUCAAUUAACUUUUGAACAUAAUAAAUUUUACUUGGAAGGCACUCUAUCGAUCGAUUUUAUUGA